Messenger RNA from Brassica napus (rape), 9238 nucleotides. Its product is annotated as protein NETWORKED 1D. The record is from RefSeq and is a predicted model, not a curated record. Gene Ontology annotation, molecular function: actin filament binding. Gene Ontology annotation, cellular component: plasma membrane. The coding region runs from base 2149 to 9144 and encodes 2331 amino acids. NCBI's taxonomy places the organism in Eukaryota, Viridiplantae, Streptophyta, Magnoliopsida, Brassicales, Brassicaceae. The transcript is spliced from 6 exons.
AACAGCUAGGAGGAGGGCAUCUUCUGUGGAUGCUAUGGAGCCAGCUCAAGGCAUUCUCUUGAUUCUCUAGAAUUUGACUCUGGAAGCAAAUGAAGAACAUAAGCACUAUUUUCUUGGGAUUGGGAACAGGCCAACAAAAUAGUGCUUAUCUUCUUCGAAAGGCUAAGCCAUCCUUCGGGGGUCAAGAAGUCAAACAAACAGCAAAGAAACACGGAGAUGGUUGCUUAACAUACGGUUAAAUGCUACAUGAAGCAAACCUUCUUAUAGACGAUGAUGGAGUUCUUAGAAUAUGAGAUUUUGGGCUUGCAACGUUUUUUGUUGAUGCGAGUAAAAGGCAAGUAAUGACGACAAGGGUUGUUACUCUAUGGGACUAUGGCACAGAGCACCAGAGCUGCCCCACGGUGCUGAUGUCGCCUGUCGGCAUUGACUUAGAAGCUACAAGGCUUUGCUAUAAUCUUUGUAAGUAUCAAUAUUUUUUUCUUUUUCAAUAUAAAAUCGCAGUCAUGUUGUGUAUUUUUAAAAGAAAAUUCAGUCGGUCUCACUAGAAAUUAGCUAAGUUUAAUGUAGGAUCAACUUUGAAUAUUAGGCAUAUCAAAGGGAUAAUUAAUAACGAGAUCUGGAAAUGAUAGUAUAAUCAUAGUAGUAAGUAUAGAGGCAUGAAACAGAGCUGGAACUAUUAAAUUAUGAGGAAUCAUCCAAUUUAAGUGUUUGGUAGAGAUUGCUGUUGAGUGUUGACUCUGUUCAUUUUUUUUUGUUUCUUUUGCAUCGACUGCUUUCCUUCUAUUAUUACUCUGCAGCCGACAAAAAUAAAAUUAAGAAUAAACACAACGCCUGUUAAUUAAUUCAAUUUUGGCAACGAAGUGAACAGACAAAAUAUUCUUUAAAACAUAAAAAGGUUGUUUCAAAGUCACGUUUUCAAUUUGUCUUCUUAACCUUUUGUGAUGCUUAGAAGUCAAAUUGUGUCCAAUCUAUUAAUCAUAUUUUCUUUUUGUUUCUUGAAUGUAGAAUAAACAAUCAGUCUUAAUUGGUUAAUAAACUGUAUUUAAGACAUAACUAUUAUCGGUCACAAAUUACUUAUUCUUGUAGGUUUAAGAUCUAAACUGCAACGUUACAUUACUUACCUUUAGUUACUUCAAAAGCCAUGAAUGAACAAACUCUCCAACCUUCAACAUUAAUAGGCCACAUUAAAUGGAUGGCAAAUAUAGGUGGAAGGAAUCUUAAUAUCCAACGUGGAGACAUGACAAAGGGUGACAAGGAAGUGGACCGAAAGCACACCGUCCUGGACAUCCUGUCUUUGUUAUCACUUUUAUCACUUGUCAGCUACUCUUUGCUCUCUUCUUUUAAUCAUCAUUAUUGCUUAUUCAAUAUUCAAGACACUCCCGUCUUUGUUGCUGAUUCAAAACUACUAGUAUACUAUUCAAAACUUCUUACUUCUAUUAUUCAGAUCUAUAGACUACUAGUCUUAUAAACAAAGAUGCAUUACAAUUGUUCUUUAAAAAAAAUAGAAAAGUAUCAAAUGUUAUAAAUACUUGUUCAUGGGAAAAUGGAAAGUAUCAGAUCGAAUCUUUGAACGCCAGAUUUAAAUUAAUCGUGCAUGGACUAAAUAAUUAGUUUACGUAAAUGCUCCAUACGACCAGAAAAGUUUUUCUUUUAUAAAUGCAAAUCUAUUGGCAGAGAAGGCGAUCCCGAAGAUGCAAAGUCACGCAACUUCGAAUUAAAAAAAACAAUUGAAUUUAAUACAAAAAAGAAAAAACAUUUUUGGGAACGGUGAAGGAGGGUGAUAUGGUCAUUUCGUAGCUUCUCCAUGAGUCCACCACCGUACCUAAACAAUUCUUCACAACGUCAAAAAGUAGGAACACAGAGCUGAAACGCCUGUAGAGAGAGAGAGAGAAGGAGAUAGAUAGAUAGAUCUAGAAUGAAGAAGAUGAGCUGAGCUAUGCCAAGAAGAGAAAGCGGAAGCUCAUUAGGCGAACUACUAUUCUUUCAGGUUACUUACCUAUUGCUUUGGCCAGUGAAGUAUGUUCUGUCUCCAUUUUGACCUUCAUUGACUUGAGGAAAUUGGUAUACUCUUGGCAUUGAGAGCGCCUCUGAACUUGCAACAUUCUGGUUUGGUGGUGGUGGUGGUGUGUCUAAUUUUGCUUGGAAAAAAUGGCUGCUUUUGCGAAUGCUAACACUAAACGCUAUUCUUGGUGGUGGGAUAGUCACAUAAGCCCCAAGAACUCUAAAUGGCUUCAGGAGAAUCUUACUGAUAUGGAUAGUAAAGUCAAGCAGAUGAUCAAAGUUAUUGAAGAAGAUGCAGAUUCAUUUGCUAGGCGGGCAGAAAUGUAUUACAAAAAGCGGCCUGAGCUUAUGAAACUGGUCGAAGAGUUUUACCGAGCGUAUCGCGCUUUAGCUGAAAGAUAUGAUCAUGCCACCGGCGUCAUUCGUCAUGCUCAGCAGACUAUGGCAGAAGCGUUCCCGAACCAAGACCCCAUGAUGUUUGGCGAGGAGUCACUUGUCGGUCCUUCCACGGAAGAGUUUGAUCCACAAACGCCUGAGAGUUACCCUCCUAUCCGAGCUCCGGUUUAUCCAAGUGACUUGAAAAAAGGUGCGUUGGGGAUCUCUUCCUCUCAUAUGAGCACUGUAAAGAGAAAUAUAGCCUUCAUGGAAGAUCCUCAAGGCUUGAAAAUUGGAAAGGCGAGAAGAGGGUUGAACUUCAAUGAUGCUGAUGGAAACGGAAGAAAUGCGAAGGUUCUUUCGGAAUCUGAACGUGCUAGCAAAGCUGAAGCUGAGAUCGUGGCUUUGAAAGAUGCUCUUGCGAAAGUGCAGGCUGAAAAGGAAGCUAACUUAGCUCAGUUUGAUCAGAAUUUGGAGAGGCUGACUAACAUGGAGUCUGAGGUAUCUCGUGCACAAGAAGACUCCAGGUGUUUUUGUGAACGAGCCACAAGAGCUGAAGCUGAGGUCGAAACGCUCAGAGAAACGCUUAGCAAACUAGAAGUUGAGAAGGAGUCUAGUCUUCUUCAAUAUCAGCAAUGUCUAGAAAACAUAGCUGAUUUGGAAGAGCGUAUUUCUCUAGCUCAGAAGGAGGCUAAUGAGAGAGCCAGCCAAGCUGAAGGUGAGAUUAUAGCGUUGAAGCAAAGCCUUGUUGGAUUAGAAACUGACAAGGAAGCUGCUCUUGUUCAAUAUCAGCAAUGCUUGGAAACCAUAUCUAACCUAGAAGAGAGGCUGCGCAAGGCUGAGGAAGAUGCGAGGCUAAUCAAUCAGCGGGCAGAAAAUGCUGACGGUGAAGUUGAAAUCUUAAAGGAGAAGGUCUCCAAGCUGACUCAAGAAAACGAAGCUUAUGAGCUUCAGUACCAACAGUGUCUGGAGACGAUUGCGGAUCUAAAGCUCAAGCUGUUCCAUGCUCAAGAAGAAACCCAAAGACUUAGCCGUGAAAUAGAGGAUGGGAUUGCUAAGUUAAAAUUCGCAGAGGAAAAAUGUGUUGUGCUCGAGAGAUCAAACCAGAAUCUGAACUCUGAGCUGGACGGUCUAUUGGAGAAACUUGAGAACCAAAGUCAUGAGCUCACGGAGAAACAGAAAGAGAUGGGGACAUUAUGGACUACUGUACAAGAAGAACACUUGCGUUUCGUGGAGGCUGAGACGGCCUUUCAAACCCUGCAGCAAUUGCACUCUCAGUCUCAGGAGGAGCUAAACACUUUGGCGUUGGAAUUGCAAAACAAGUCUGAGAUCCUUAAAGAUUUGGAGGCGUGUAACAGUGGUUUAUUGGAGGAAGUCCAAGAAGCCAAAGAGGAGAGCAAAAGCCUCAAUGAGCUCAACCUCGCUUCAGCUGCAUCCAUUAAAAGUUUGCAGGAGGAGGUCUUGAGAUUACGUGAGACGAUACAGAAACUUGAGGCGGAAGUUGAAUUGAGAGUGGACCAGAGGAAUGCUUUGCAGCAAGAAAUAUACUGUCUUAAAGAGGAGUUAAGCCAGAUGGGAAAGAAACACCAGUCCAUGGUAGAAGGCUUUGGAUCUUCUAUCAAGGAGCUGCAGGAGGAGAACUCAAAGCUAAAUGAAAUAAAUGAAAGAGAGAGUAUCGAAAAGAUAACCUUGCUUGAGAAGUUAGAAUUGAUGAAAGAGCUUGUUGAGAAGAAUCUUCUUCUAGAGAACUCCAUAUCAGAUUUGAACUCUGAGCUGGAAACAAUCAGAGGGAAGCUGAAGACAUUGGAGGAAGCUUUUGCAGAAGAGAAAUCAGGGCUUCAUUCUGAGAAGAACAUGUUGGUUUCCCGUUUGGAGAGUGCUACAGAAGACAGCAAGAAGCUCUCUGAGGAGAACAGGUUACUGGAGAAUUCUCUUUUCGAUGCGAAUGCAGAACUGGAAGAACUCAAGUCAAAACUGAAAAGCCUAGAAGACUCAUGCCACUUGCUGAGUGAUGACAAGUCAAGUUUAGUUGGUGAAAGAGAAAGCUUACUCUCUCGUAUGGAUAUAAUGAGGAAAAACAUUGAGGAUCUGGAGAAAGAACAGGCAGAGUUAAAAGUGAAAGUGUUGGAAUCAGCGACCGAGAAGGAGUCUUGCCUUCAGAAAAUUGAAGAGCUGGGAGUGUCUCUAAAUACCAAGGACAGUGACUAUACUAGUUUUGUGCAACUGUCUGAGAGUCGGAUGAAUGGGAUGAAAUCAAAGAUCCAUCAUCUUCAAGAUGAAAAUCAACGCAAGGAGAGAGUGUAUCAAGAGGAACUGGAUAGAGCUCAUGACGCUCACGUUGAGAUUAUUGUUCUGAAGAAAUGUUUUCAGGAGUGGCUUGAGAAGAGUUCCUCCCUCGUUGCUGAGAAUCAGAGUCUCAAACAAGCUGCUCAUCUGUUGGAGAAGCUAGUUUCUGAACUAGAACAGGAAAAUAGUGGGAAACAAGUGCAGAUUGAUUCCUCGGUUGAUUGCAUUAAAGUACUGAGAACGGGGAUCUUCCAGGUAUUAAUGAAGCUUGAAGUUAUCCCAGGUUUUGAUUUUGUUGAUGAGAACUCACAAGACCAGAAAAAUAUUCAUGAGAUGUUGAGUAGACUUGAUGAGAUCCAAGGUAUGCUUUUGAAGAUUCAGAGAGAAAACCAUCAGGGGACUAUAGAGAACCUCGUCCUUGUUGAGUUUAUCCGGCAGCUGAAAUCAGAAGCUGUUGGUCUUGCAACAGGGAAGAAAGUCCUUGAAAAAGAAAAUGAAUCUCAGCGUUCCCAGCUGUUGCUUUUGCAGGAUGAGAUCCAGAAGCUUAUAUGCAUGAAUGGAGAAUUGAACACAAAGGUUAAUCAAGGAGUUGACAGAGAAGAAGUCUUGAAGGUGGAAGUUGAGGAUGUGCACAGGCAGUCUGCCAUUGAGAACCUCGUCCUUGUUGAAUUUCUUAAGCAGCUUAAAUCAGAAGCUUCUGGUAUUACAACUGAGAAGAAGGCCCUUGAAGAAGAACUUGAAUCUAAGCGUUCUCAGCUCUUGCUUUCGCUGGACGAGGCCCAGGAACUUGGCUACAUGAUUAGAGAAUUGACCAGAAAAGUUAAUCAAGGAGUCAGCAGAGAAGAAGUCUUGAAGGUGGAAGUUGAUGAUUUGCACAAGCAGUCAGCCAUUGAGAACCUUGUCCUUGUUGAAUUUCUUCAGCAACUUAGGUCAGAAGCUACUGGUAUUGCAACUGAGAAGAGUGUCCUUGAGGAAAAACUUGAAUCUCACCGUGACCAGCUCUCUUUUUCUAGGAAUGAGACCAAGAACCUUAGCCACAUGAAUGGAGAAUUAACCACAAAAGUUAAUCAAGGAAUCAACAGAGAAGAAGUCUUGAAGGUGGAAAUUGAGGAUGUGCAUAGGCAGUCAGCUAUUGAGAAGUUAGUCCAUGUUGAAUUCCUUCAUCAACUUAAAUCAGAAGCUGUUAGCAUUGCAACUGAGAAGAAAAGCCUUGAGGAAGAACUUGAAUCUAAGAGUUUCCAACUAUCGUUGUUGCGAGAUGAGGCCAAGAACCUUAGCCACAUGAUUGAAGAAUUGACCACAAAGGUUAAUCAAGGAGUAUACAGAGAAGAAGUCUUGAAGGUGGAAAAUGAGGAUUUGCAAAUGCUGUCUGCUAUUGAGAACCUAGUCCUUGUUGAAUUUCUUCGGUCACAUGCUGUUGGUAUUGCAACUAAGAAGAGAACCCUUGAGCAAGAACUUCAAUCUCAGCUUUACCUGCUCUCGUUUUCACAGGAUGAGACCAAAAAACUUAGCCACAUGAUUGAAGAAUUAACUACAGAAGUUAACCAAGGAGUUAACAGAGAACAAGUCUUGAAGGUUGAAGUUGAUGAUAUUCACAUGCAGUCAGUCAUUGACAACCUCGUCCUUGUUGAAUCUCUUAAGCAACUUAAAUCAGAAGCUGUUGGCGUUGCAACUGAGAAGACGAACCUUGAGGAAGAACUUGAAUCUCAAUGUUACCAGCUAUUGUUUUCGCAGGAUGAGACCAAGAAACUUACCUACAUGAUUGGAGAAUUGACCACAAAAGUAAAUCAAGGACUCAACAGAGAAGAAAGAUUGAAAGUGGAAGUUGAUGAUUUGCACUGGCAGUCUGCCAUUGAGAACCUAGUCCUUGUUGAAUUCCUUCAACAACUUAAAUCAGAAGCUGUUGGUAUUGCAACUGAGAAGAACACCCUUGAGGAAGAACUUGAAUCUCAGCGAGACCAGCUAUUAUCGUUGCGGGUUGAGACCAAGAACCUUAUCUACAUGAUUGAAGAAUUGACCACAAAGGUUAAUCAAGGAGUCAACAGAGAAGAAGUCUUAAAGGUUGAAAAUGAGGAUUUGCACAUGCAGUCAGCCAUUAAGAACCUUGUCCUUGUUGAAUCUCUUUGUCAACUCAAAUCAGAAGCUGUUGGUAUUGCAACUGAGAAAAAACUCCUUGAAGAAGAACUUGAAUCUCAGCGUUACAAGCUUUCGCUUUCUCGGGAUGAGACCAAGAACCUUAUCAACAUGAAUGGAGAAUUGGCCACAAAAGUUAAUCAAGGAGUCAACAGAGAAGAAGUAUUGCACAGGCAAGUCUUGCAACUUCGAAAUGACUACGUCACUUUGCAGGGAGAGAAUUACAAAACGUUGGACGAUAAAAGACGCUUGACAAAGUCAACACUGCGGUUGGAGGAGGAGAAACGUAAACUAGAAGAUGAUAUCUCUUUGCUUCUUUCCGAGACCAUAUACCAAAGCAAUCUCAUUAUUCUUUUGGAGAAUCUCGUUUUGGAAAAACUUUCAGAAGCAGUGAAACUAAACGAGGAUUUGGACAUGCUCAGUUUUGUCAAGUGCAAGCUCGAGGAAGAGGUGAGGGAGGUUGGUGAUAAGUUGAAAUGUAGAGAAACUGAGAACUUGCAGCUUGGAAGUUUGCUAGAGAAAACGGACGCUGAACUGCUCUCUGCCAGAUCAGCCAAUGAUCAGCUGGAACAUGAAAUUGCUGAUGUGAAGGAUGAGUUGGUUCAGAAGGAGAAAGAGCUCCUAGAAGCUAUGCUGAUGAUCUCCGUCGUGCAGAGUGAAAAAUCUGAACUAUCCAAGGCAGUGGAGGAUUUAGAAUGUAGAUACAAGGAAGCUAAAGCUAUAGAGGAAGAUAAAGAUAAGCAGGUUUUGAAACUCCAAGGCGAUUACGAGGAGCAGGUUAAGAAGACUGGUCAUGCAAACGAAGCUAAUAUGAAACUGGAAGCUGACUUGUUGAACUUGCUCAUGGAACUCGAAGGAAUCAAAGCGGAGAAGGAAAAACUAAACCGGGAGCUUUCCAAAGAGAAGAGUGAGGUUGAAGUAUGGGAGUCUCAAGCUUCAACGUUGUUUAGAGAUUUGCAGAUUUCAGCUGUUAGUGAAACAUUGCUGCAAGGGUUGACUUAUGAGCUAGCGGAAGCUUAUAAUAACCUUGAAAAUAGAUGCACACUAAAAGACGUGGAGAUUGACCAACUGAACCAAAAGCUUUCCAAAGAGAAGAACGAGGUUGAACAAUGGGAGUCUCAAGCUUCAACACUGUUUGGAGAUUUGCAGAUUUUAGUUGUUCAUAAAACAUUACUGGAAGGGUUGGUCCAUGAGUUAGUGGAAGCCUACAAUAACCUUGAGAGUAGAUGUACACGAAAAGACGUUGAGAUUGACCAGCUUAAAGGAAGAGUCAACAACUUAGAGGAUGCUAACAAAGGACAAGAAGAUCUUAUGAGGAAAUACUUCCAAGCUAUUAUAUUGUUGAAGGAAAGCAUAGAAUCUUUAGAAAAACAUAUUGACAUGCCACAUGAACUCGAGGAUGAACCACCCACGGACACUGCUUCUAUGGUGGAUAACAACAAGGAGGGCUUCUUAGAGUUGGAAGAAAUGUGUUUGAGAAUCAAAGCUAUUGAAGAGGCCUUAACCAAGAAGCUCGCAGUGGAAGAACUAAGAACAUCUGCCCGAAGAAGCAGAAGGAGAAGCGGAAGUCUCCGGAAACAGAACAAUGAAAUCUAUUCACAGGAAAGUGAAAUGAUCACCAAAGAUAUUGUCCUCGACCAGGUCUCUGAUUGCUCAUCAUAUGGGAUUAGCAAGAGAGACAUUCUCAAGAUAGAAGAUGAUCACAGUUUUGAGGCACAGACGGGUAAGUCCUUGUCCGAAGAGUCACUUGUUGUGGACAAACUAGAGAUCUCCGACAGGUUCACGGACCCAAACAAAGAAGUAAACAAGAGGAAAGUCCUCGAGCGGCUUCAUUCUGAUCUACAGAAGCUCUCGAAUCUUCACAUAGCCGUGGAGGAUUUGAAAAGCAAAGUGGAGAGAGAGGAGACAAGCGAGAAAGGGAAAGAAGACGAAUACGAAGCCGUCAAGGGACAGAUCCACGAAGCGGAGGAAGCCUUGGAGAAGCUUCUAAGCGUCAACAGGAAACUAGUAACAAAAGUCAUAAGCGGGUUUGAGAUAUCAGACGGAAGCAAAUCUUCAGUGGAUCUUGAUGAGGAUGAGAGAAGCAGGAGGAGGAAGAUAUCAGAGCAAGCGAGGAGAGGUUCGGAGAAGAUUGGGAGGUUGCAGUUUGAGAUACAGAGGUUACAGUUUCUGUUGCUGAAGCUAGAAGGAGAAAGAGAGGAUCGAGCUAAAGCUAAGACGUCGGAUAGCAAAACGAGGACUCUUCUUAAGGAUUAUAUCUAUGGAGGAGUGAGAGGUGAGCGAAGGAAGAGGAUCAAGAAGCGGUUUGCGUUUUGUGGGUGUGUGCAGCAACCGCCUCCAUCUCCUUGAUCGUUUUUGAAUUGUGGAGUAAAACGUAAUAAUAAUGAAAGUGAAUUCAAGUUUUAUAUAUACAUGAAUCAAAAACAAAACACCUUCGGUAGAA